AUGUCCAACCUCAAUAACAUACGAGGCAGCGGGGAGAGAGUGAGGAAGACGACUGGCCAACAGGUAUGGAUUCCAGAGCUUUCAGAGACUGAGGAACGGCUGCUGAAAAAGAGAGAAUUUCUUAAGGAGAAGAUCAACCAGGAGCUUCUGUUUGCCAAGAAAAACAGCAGAGCGAACAGAAAAUUGGCUCUGGAGGCGCUGAUGAGGAAGAGGCAUCACGAGAAACAACUCGAGUUCACUGAUUUAGCUUUGACGGCCAUGACAGCCGCACAGAAAAACAUAGAAUUUGUCCACAAGGUGAUCGACCUGAUGAUGGAGCAUCAUGUGACUGAAGACGUACCAGACAGCAUCUGCUCCUGUGCAGGCAUGGAAGUGGAAUUUGAUGAGGAUGAGCUGAUGGCAGAACUGGAGAAGCUGCAGGAGAAUCUGGACGAGAGUCUCUUGGAGAUGGAUGGAAAAGACGACCGAGUGUCUUCACUGCAGCUGUCCACCGAAUCCCCUGUACCUGCUGUCAAGACGGACGAAGAGGAGAUCGAAGAGCAGCUGGAAUAUCUUCAGCGUUGGGUGAAGGAACCUUCAGAAACACAACAAAAGCACACCGACGUUUAG
Molecule: messenger RNA, 609 nt
Organism: Acanthochromis polyacanthus (spiny chromis)
Lineage: Eukaryota; Metazoa; Chordata; Actinopteri; Pomacentridae
Product: charged multivesicular body protein 4c-like
Exons: 5
Coding region: 1-609 (202 amino acids)
Biological process (GO): vesicle budding from membrane; late endosome to vacuole transport via multivesicular body sorting pathway
Cellular component (GO): cytoplasmic side of plasma membrane; ESCRT III complex; multivesicular body
Source: RefSeq, a predicted model, not a curated record